Penicillium atrosanguineum is the source of this 849-nucleotide messenger RNA. Its product is annotated as Zn(II)2Cys6 transcription factor domain-containing protein. Gene Ontology annotation, molecular function: zinc ion binding; DNA-binding transcription factor activity, RNA polymerase II-specific. Lineage: Eukaryota; Fungi; Ascomycota; Eurotiomycetes; Eurotiales; Aspergillaceae. The transcript is spliced from 3 exons. The record is from RefSeq and is a predicted model, not a curated record. Gene Ontology annotation, biological process: regulation of DNA-templated transcription. The coding region runs from base 1 to 849 and encodes 282 amino acids.
AUGUCAACACGACAAUCGACCCCAAUGUCUGACCACUCUCACACCGACGGAAUACGCAAGCGUGUGUGCAAAGCGUGCGAUCGUUGUCGUUUGAAGAAAUCCAAGUGUGACGGGUCCAGUCCAUGUUCGCGCUGUCGAGCAGAUAACACUGUCUGUGUCUUUGGGGAGCGGAAGAAGCCUCAUGACAAAGUGUACCCGAAGGGAUACGUUGAAAUGCUCGAGCAACAACAAUCUUGGCUAGUGCACGGCCUACAGGUACUUUACCAUCGUGCUAUCGAAGACGAGAGCUGGUCUGGAGACCUGCUGAAGGCCGAGACCAACGGCCACCCUCUCACCCACGAUAUUCUCACCCGCCUUGGUGUCCUCGAUGGCUCCAAGGGUGAACGGUUCGAAGAAACUUCCGACAUUGCCCAUCGCCAAGAGUCGUCCAAUGGUACCCGCGAGCCAUAUUCGCCUGUGGCUUGUUCGAGCUUCUCGCCUGAUGCACUCUCUCAUCAGGAAAUGCCGCCAACCCCUCCUACGUAUAACACCGUCCCUUCACUUCACACCCCUAUCAAGUCUGAGCCCUCAUCUCACAGUCCGCAAUAUGGGCUAUCGUUACAAGGAGUCGAUGGUCCACUGGGAUCACAACAGUGGCCUACCAACGGAUUCAGUUCGGUUGACAAUUUCAGUCUGUUUGAUGACAUGGAAAUGAACACCAACGCCGACUACAUGGGCCUGCCUUUUGACAACCAUAUUCCAUCGCCCAUGUUCAAUCGGCAAGCGCUCAUGGACUCUGUUGCAUCCAACGACUACGAGGACUUCAAUCAAUUUCUCAACACAAAUCCAGCAGAUAUCCCUUCGAUCUAA